Molecule: messenger RNA, 1757 nt
Organism: Tachyglossus aculeatus (Australian echidna)
Lineage: Eukaryota; Metazoa; Chordata; Mammalia; Monotremata; Tachyglossidae
Gene: FJX1
Product: four-jointed box kinase 1
Exons: 2
Coding region: 1-1662 (553 amino acids)
Biological process (GO): cell-cell signaling
Source: RefSeq, a predicted model, not a curated record
AUGGCAGCGCUCCCGUAUAGGCUGAGGAAGGGACGAAAAAACAAUUCCAGCCCAUUAACGUUACACAUCUCCCGAAGCCAUGACCCUGGGGAAACGGUACUAAACAGAAAAAUAAGUCCGCAGGAGGAGGCUCGGGCGGUUCCCGAAGCGGUAGCCGAUGGAGCCGGGGACUGGUCUCACUGCGAAAUACAAAAGCGGCCGGGCAGCGGCCGACAGAAGAGUUCGCCGGAGCGAAGGCGGACACCGGAGUUCCCGGCGCCCGGCUGCAGCCGGAGGAGGGGCGAGCCUGCGCGGCCCCGCACAGCGCGAUGGGGCAGAGGCGCCCGGAACCGAACAGCGACCGGGCUGCCCGGGUCCGCCCGCCGCCGGCCCCUGGGGUCCCGGGCUCGGUGUGAAGCGGCGGCUCGGCCCGGCCCGGGGAGCGUGGGCGGGAAGAUGCGGGGCGCCGCCGCCACAACCGCGGGGCUCUGGCUCGUGAUGCUGGGUUCGCUCCUGGCCCUGUGGUCCGGGCUCCCGCAGCGGGCGGGCCCCGGGGCGGGACUGCUGCGCUCGGAGCCCACGCCCGCCCCGCGGCUCCUCCUCCUCCUGCCGCCGCGCCCGGGAGCCCCGAAAACUUUCCGGGCGCUGCUCACCCUGCCGGCCGGCGGGGACGGCGCGCCCCCGUCCCCCGCCGCGGCGGGGCUGUCGGGGCCGCCGCGGGCCGGGCCCCCGGCGGUGCACGGGGGGAUCUUCUGGAGCCGGCGGCUGGAGGAGCAGGUGCCCCGGGGCUUCUCGGAGGGCCAGGCGGCGGCGUGGCUGGAGGCGGCGCGGGCGGCCCGCGUGGUGGCCCUGGAGCGCGGCGGCUGCGGGCGCAGCUCCAACCGGCUGGCGCGCUUCGCCGACGGCACCCGCGCCUGCGUGCGCUACGGCAUCAGCGCGGAGCAGAUCCAGGGCGAGGCCCUGUCCUACUACCUGGCCCGCCUGCUGGGCCUCCAGCGCCACGUGCCGCCGCUGGCCCUGGCGCGGGUGGAGCCGCGGGGCGCGCAGUGGGCGCGGGUGCAGGACGAGCUGCGCGGCGCCCACUGGGCGGAGGGCAGCGUGGUCAGCCUGACCCGCUGGCUGCCCAACCUGACGGACGUGGUGGCCCCGGCGCCGUGGCGCUCCGAGGACGGGCGCCUGCGGCCCCUGCGGGCGGAGGGGCUGGCCAACCGCACGCAGCCCGAGCUGGUGGAGCUGGUGCAGUGGACCGACCUGAUCGUCUUCGACUACCUGACGGCCAACUUCGACCGGCUGGUCAGCAACCUCUUCAGCCUGCAGUGGGACCCGCGGGUCAUGCAGCGGGCCACCAGCAACCUGCACCGGGCCCCCGGGGGCGGCCUGGUGUUCAUCGACAACGAGGCGGGGCUGGUGCACGGCUACCGGCUGGUCGGCGUGUGGGACAAGUACCACGAGCCGCUGCUCCGCUCGGUCUGCGUCUUCCGGGAGCGGACGGUGCAGCGGGUGCUGGAACUGCACGAGCGGCGGGACGCGGCGGCGCAGCUGCUCCGCCUCUACCGGCGCCACGAGCCGCGCUUCCCCGAGCUGGCCGCGCUGGCCCAGCCCCACGCCGGCCUGCUGCAGCGCCGCCUCCACUUCCUCGCCGACCACAUCGCGCGCUGCCGGGCCCGGGACGGCGCCCCGUGACCCACCGUUCCGCUUCACCUGACGCCAACCCCUCGCCCGGAGCCGUGGGGGUGGGAGGACACACAAAAAACGCCGCCGACCCAGCCCCGCAACCU